Meleagris gallopavo (turkey) is the source of this 536-nucleotide messenger RNA. Lineage: Eukaryota; Metazoa; Chordata; Aves; Galliformes; Phasianidae. The record is from RefSeq and is a predicted model, not a curated record.
CCCCACAGGGACCUGACGGUGUCACGGCCGCUGCGCGUGGAGCUGCCGCGCUCCAUGGCCGACGUGGUGACCAACUGGAACCUGCCCAUGUCCCACUGGCUGCGCACCUAUGUGUUCCAAACGGCGCGGCGCUUGGGGACCUUCGCGGCCGUGUUGGGCACCUAUGCGGCCAGCGCCUUGCUGCAUGGUCUCAGUUUCCACCUGGCCGCUGUUCUCCUCUCACUCGGCCUCAUCACCUACGCGGAGCACGCCCUGCGGCAGCGCCUGGCGGCCAUCUUGGAUGCCUGCGUCCUCUCGAAGCACUGCCCCUCCGGCUGCGCCCACCGCAAUAAGGACGCACUGUGGGUUCAGGCGUUGAAUGGGGCACUGGGGGUCCUCGCCCUCUUCCACCUCUCCUAUUUGGGGGCCCUCUUUGACGUGGAGGCAGAUGACAGCGUUGAGGAGCAGCGUGCCCCACACCGUGAAAUAGGGGUGAAGCCCAACCUGUAAAUGGGGAAGAAUGGUCCUAAAAUAAAGAGAGAGGAGCACUAGAUGGA